Aspergillus melleus is the source of this 1782-nucleotide messenger RNA. RefSeq lists its product as uncharacterized. Gene Ontology annotation, molecular function: hydrolase activity. The coding region runs from base 241 to 1293 and encodes 350 amino acids. The transcript has 4 exons. The record is from RefSeq and is a predicted model, not a curated record. Lineage: Eukaryota; Fungi; Ascomycota; Eurotiomycetes; Eurotiales; Aspergillaceae.
GCACGAACGGAGUACUCCGUACUAUGCACAGAAUACAUUAAGUUGGUCAUACGGGGCCGGCAUCGUCUAGGGAUCAAUCUUCCUUAUAACUCACGGGGGCUAGGAUCUACCCAGGGUUUCCUCCGCCGAACGGCCGGAGAUGUCUGAACGGCCUCGUAAUCCCUGCUUCUAAGGUGUAUAACUAGAUAUCGCCCUCGUGGCUGCUGACAUUCCCAGCUACGGCCGGUUGGAUCAUCCCACAUGGAACAAAUACGCAUUGGCGCCACAGUUGGCAAGGCAGUGGCCGCAGGAGUAUGGGGUGGCCUUGCUACUCAAUUCCGAGCUCCAGAGGAUGGAGAGGUUACGGGCUUCAAGCAUGUCGCCAUCACCUUUGCUCGUACGCUUUUUGAGGGACUGACAAUUCAACAGACCCAGGCUAUCCUUCCCCCUCAGUCCGCCCGGCAGAGCUACGAGGCCCAUGUGCGCCAACAUGACAGGCUGCCGGAAGUGAUCACCUUGGCUGAUGGAACUGUCGCCGUCUGGCUGGGGAAUCGUCAUGCUGAGAGGACGAUUCUCUACUUCCCCGGAGGUGGGUACUGCAUUCCCGCCCUCUCCGGACACUUCAGCCUGCUCGAAGCCAUCGCAGAACAUCUCAAGAAUGACGGGCAGGAGAUCGGCGUGCUCGUUCUGCUCUAUGAUCUUGCCCCUGCCGCUCCGUAUCCCCGGCAGCUGCAGCAGGCAGUCGAGGUCCUUCGCUAUGCUGUCCAGUCACUCGACAAACGACCCUCCAACCUCGUCAUCCAGGGGGACUCUUCCGGAGCGCACCUCGUGCUCUCGCUGCUCUCGCACCUGGCGCAUCCCCAUCCGUCUGUUCCAGCACUGCAGUUAGGUGAAAAUAUUGCCGGUGCAUUAUUGCUAUCUCCUUGGAUCGACUUCCGCACCGACUCUGAGAGCUUCCGGCGUAACAAGCACAAAGACGUACUCUCCCCUAAGCCCUUGAUGCAGUGGUCUCAAGCUUUUAUCGACGGCGCCGAUCCCGAUCCAUAUAUUCAUCCCACAUUUGCUGAGCCAGGCUGGUGGCGUCAGCUCCCCGUCGAGAAGAUCUUUAUCGCUGCAGGGGAGAACGAGGUGCUGCUGGACUCAAUUGUGGAGAUGGCCCAGAGAAUAAUGGAGGAGCAUCCUGACGUCACCCUUAGCCGGGUGCCUGGUGAAUUUCACGUGGAACCGAUCACCGACUUUGACUGGAAAUAUCCGCCUGGGGAGCAGUUCCAGGCGAUGGUCCGGUGGUUGGGAGAGACCAUUACUCAGAACUAACUCCCUGCAUCCACCAUGGGUGCUGGUGAGGUGCAACAUGUGUGUAUUUUUGAAUAUUUGAUCGUGUGAUUCCUACCCGGAAGGCCUUAUCCUACAUACAGCAAUGGAGGGAAUGAGGUGCUUGAGGCGCUCUCCCAACAGUGGAAAAGGACCGGGGAUCGAUUGGCGCCACGCCUUUUCCUGGGCCUAGAAGCUUGACACAGCAAAGCCGAAGCUGUCAGCAUGUUGUAUAUACAUACAAUAUCCCCUAGAAUCGUGUCUAUAAACAAAGUUGCCUCUCGACCGGUAUGUGUCUCAAAGCUGGUAAACCCUGCGGAGGGGUUGUAUCAUACCGUUACUAGUGUUCUAGCACAAGAUAUCAAACGAGAAGCGAGAACCGGAGACUACGUGGUGUGGAUAUAAGACCUAAUGAUAUUCUAGUCAUUAUAGAUAAAGCAGUUAGCCUGAUUACUAAGUUAUCGUAGCAGAAGCCAAUCGACGAUGUAAGAC